CACGGACAGGAAAUCACCGCAGACAACUGAUGAUGAAGAAGAGCAAUCUGACCAACCGGGGUGCUCCGGAGCCGGGCCAGCUGGCGGGCCAGCAGCCGGAGAAGGCGGGCUGGAUCCGGAAGUUCUGCGGGCGCGGGAUCUUCAGGGAGCUGUGGAGGAGUCGCUACGUUGUCCUCAGAGGAGACCACCUGUACAUCUCUGAGAAGGAGGUCAAAGAUGAACAGAUGGCCCAGGAGGUGUUUGACCUUGCCGACUACGAACGUUCGGAGGAGUUGAGGAAGGCCAAGAGUCGCAGUAAGAGGAACCACAGCCGCUUCACGCUGCUGCGCUGCCGCCAGCCCGGGAACACGGCUCCUAAUCUGGUGUUCCUGGCGGUGAGUCCGGAGGAAAAGGAAUCAUGGGUAAAUGCUCUGAACGUGGCCAUCAUCAAGGCCAAGAACCGCAUCUUGGAUGAGGUGACCAUAGAGGAAGACAGUGUGCUCAUUCAUCCCACCAGAGACAGAGCCAAGAUUCCUCACAGCAGACGAUUGCCAACCAGAGGACAUCUGAUGACUGUGGUGUCCACCUCCUCUCAAGGCAUGCUGACCCUUGACCUUGUGGCCGAAGAGGACAGCUCCUCUCCUGAUUAUGACGGCGAACAGGAGCCCUGGGAGAACAGCUUCCGGGUGGAGCUGGACAGGAAGGGUGGGUUUGAGGGAUCAUGGGGGGUCGGAGGUCGAAAGCGGUCAGGCACGGAUGUCUCCAAACUGCGGGAGACUUCCAGGGAGCCCCGGGUGAAGACGGGUAGUCUGCCCCGCGGUAGUGAGAGGUCCUGGGGAAAAUACCAACACCUGGAGGUCCACAAAACUCAGAAGGAUCAGCAGGGACAGGUCCAGUCCCGCACGCCACAGCCCGGGAAGAAGCUCAGUGCUCAGGGCCGCAGCCGCUGCGCAUCCAUGGAUGAAGUCCUCUCUGCCAGACCGGCGCUGAUCCGGUCGGAGCUGUGCUCCGCCCUGCGGCACUGUCCCACAGAGGAGGUACAGCCGGUGGGCCAGCUCCAGAGCCUGAUCGCCCAGCGAAUGCAGAGGGCGCAGGAGCUGCUGGAGGAGAUGAGGUUGCAGGAGCUGCAGAGAGCCAAAGCUGAGCGAGGAGAGAGAGGAAGCGAGUCAGCCUACCUGAAGGGAGUCGACUCCCCGCGCCUCCAUCAUCUCAGGGGCUCCGAUUCUCCGCAGUCCAGCAGGUCUUCAGGGUCUCCAAGAAGCCGAAGUAGCGAUUCUCCUCGUCUCAGAGGGAAAGAUUCUCCUCGCCUCCGAGGAAGAGAAUCUCCACGAUCCAAAGCCAAGAAGAACCGCUCCAAAGGGACUGACUCGCCCCGCUCCAGAGGCUCCCAGUCACCUGCCAACAGAUCCAGCGACUCUCCUCAUCUGAAAGAGUCACCUCGUCUGAAUAUCGCCAACACUCCACGAACAAAGAGCUCCAGCCCUGCCCGCCUCAAAGAGACCGCCUCACCGAAUCACAAAGGAUCCUCUGACUCCUCUUGCUUGCAGAAGGAGGUUGACUCACCUGUUUGGAAAUCCAGCGAGUGUAAUCCAUGUUCUGGAGGAACAGACUCCUCUCAGAUCAAAGAAGCUGGUGAAUCAGAGUCUCCUCAUGUGAAGAGCAGUAAGGAAUGGCACCGUCAGAGUCAUAAGAACUCCCCCAGCCUGUCCAAGUCCUUCGACUGCCCUCAGCCAAAGCCCCCCGACGACCACCUCCUUACCCCACCCCUGCUGGCCUCCCCCACCCUCAACCCCCUCUCCCUACUGUGUGAGGAGGAGUUGGAGGUGGAGAGGAGGAGAGCUGAGGCCGAGCGCCUCCUACAGGAGGCAGUGUCCUCCUGGAAAGAGGCACAGGAGGUUCUGCAGGAGGUGAAGGAGCUGCAGUGUCAGACGCUGAGGAGACAGCGCAGGAGGACCUACGAGAAGAUGUCACUCACCGCGGCAACACCCGGGUUGCCCAUGGCAACUGCGGCAGCAGUCGAGGACACACCCACCUCCCCAACAUCACCAGAGGAGGAAGACGAAUCACAGACUCCUUGA
Molecule: messenger RNA, 2057 nt
Organism: Lampris incognitus (smalleye Pacific opah)
Lineage: Eukaryota; Metazoa; Chordata; Actinopteri; Lampriformes; Lampridae
Gene: plekho1a
Product: pleckstrin homology domain containing, family O member 1a
Exons: 11
Coding region: 30-2057 (675 amino acids)
Biological process (GO): regulation of myoblast fusion
Cellular component (GO): ruffle membrane; muscle cell projection membrane
Source: RefSeq, a predicted model, not a curated record